GAUUUAAUUUAUGCAGAAAUAUGUAAAAAAUCCUAUCAUACCAAAAUCGUUGCUACCUAUCUUUCUUGCCAAGAUACCGAGGAUAAGUCGAUUCUUUACAACAAUAAUGAUAAUAGCAUUUUGCUACCACAUUUUCUCAAUACUACAACCACCUUUGAUUAUGUUUGCUACCUAAGAUCUUAUUCUAAGAAAAAUAUUGACCAAAUAAUAGAAAGUUGGAUUAAGAACAUUACUAAAGACUUAACUCUUCAGGAACAGGCUAUUUGUUUACUGAAAAGUUCUAUUUCUUUGGCUCUAGAAAAAAUGAUUUUAAAGAAAUGCAAGAUGAUUCGCAAGAUACAUAUCGUUGAAACAGGAACUAUCUCUUUUUUAAAUCCACAAAUUGAUACGAUUUGCACUUGGGAAAACUUAGAAUUUUGCUUGCUGGAACUUAAUGUUGUUACAAAAGUUAUUGAUUUUAAGAAAAUACUUAAGCAGAUUUUUCAUCAUAGUGCUAAACUAAAAAGUUUAGAUAUUUUGAUUGCCAGAUAUCAUUCCAGCAUUUUUGAUCUCCUAAAUAGUUUGGUGCAAAUGCAGGAUAAAAUUCAAAAAAUUAGUCUCGAGAUGUACACUUACAAUCCUCGGCUUUUAAUAAUAGCUUAUUCUAAUUUAGUUAAUCGGCAAAAGAAUUUAAGCAGUUUUAAAUUUAUAGCUAAUGCAUAUUCCUUCUAUCAGGAUCUUUUUACUCAUCGUUCUGGUUUGGUAGAAAUCGAUAACUUCAAUUUUGCUGCUAAUAACUUAAUGAAAAUAGUAUUAAACAUAGUAAAAGUUACUCCAGAACUACUAGCCAAAUUAAGUCAAUUACCUAAUCUCAAGGUUUUACAAAUCAAAUACUGUGCUAUCCAAGAAGAGCUUGACUAUAUCGCUUGCCAAAGCAAAUUCUACAAAUUACAUGACUUAGAGCUAUUCUAUA
Messenger RNA from Racocetra persica, 952 nucleotides. The record is from the annotation of a GenBank genome assembly. Lineage: Eukaryota; Fungi; Glomeromycota; Glomeromycetes; Diversisporales; Gigasporaceae.